This is a messenger RNA of Neospora caninum, 7881 nucleotides long. RefSeq lists its product as hypothetical. The transcript has 25 exons. Bases 1 to 7881 code for a protein of 2626 amino acids. NCBI's taxonomy places the organism in Eukaryota, Apicomplexa, Conoidasida, Eucoccidiorida, Sarcocystidae. The record is from RefSeq and is a predicted model, not a curated record.
AUGCAGAGGCGGGGGCAUUCCCCUUUCUCUCCUGAAAAGUUCCCUCGGGACGACACAGCGAAGCGCCGAUCCUGCUGGAAGCACCGGCUUUCGUUUCCCCACUCUUCUCGGUCUUCGCCAGCGUCUCUGCGUUCCUCGCCCAAGUCCCCUCCCAGUGUCAAAAAGGAAGACAGAGACGGCGGCGUGGGGCGCCUCUCACGGCCUCGUCACGUCCUUCUCCUCUUCCUCCAUGCUGUCCUUGCUGCUUCUCACCUCUACUUGCCUGCUUUUUCUUCUCCCUCGUCUCCGCUCUCUUCUUCUCCCUCGUCUCCGCUCUCUUCUUCUCCCUCGUCUCCGCUCUCUUCUUCUCCCUCGUCUCCGCUCUCUUCUCCGUGGCUGCAGGAUCCUGGCGUCCGCGCACGUCGGUUGUCUGUGUCUCCUGGGGCGCCUCAGUUCUCUCCUAAGUCGCUGCUCUCUGGAGACAUCACACACAACCACCGACUCCCGGCGUCUCAGAUUGAGCACACCGCGAGUUUCAUGGCGGAUUAUCAGCGCCAGUUUUCUGCGCCUAACCCGCUCGCGGGCGCGGAGACACUCGGCGAGAAGGGAGGCGACGAAGCGAAGGACGGCGAAGAGACAGGCGAGGCGACGGCUGUGGAUGUCGACGCCCGACUCGGCGACAAGCUGCGCACGAAACGGCGGGGAGACAAGCAAACUCGAGAAGGGGUGCUCCCAGGCCGCGACGGCGCGCUCCGUGCCGACGCCAUCUGCGAGCGAAUCAAAGCAGGAAACAUUAAACAGAUUUCCCUGGGUGUUCACACCUCGGGAGUGGUCGAGCUCCUGCCGAAAGAAAAACUGAAGAACCACUGGUUCCAAGUCCCUCUCUCCGAGGAAGCUCUGCCUGGCCUCGACACCCCCUCAACUCUUCAGCAUUCGCCUCCCGACCUGAGCAUCCUUGUGACGCCUCACCGGCCUAGUCAGUUCCCAGCGGUGCAUUUGAUUUCCCAGAAGGCGGGCGCAUGCGUUUGGAUUCGCGACGCCGCCGCUGCAGGGCCAACUUUGCUGCGCGUCUCCACCGAGGAGCUGCAGCGACUCCCUCGCCCAGGCGUCCUCACGCUCCUCGUCUCCUGCGACGCACCCUGUGCGCCGCACAUCAGUCUCCAGUGGAACCCGCUGCGCGCAAACGACGUCAUAGACCUCGAGUGCCGGAAAGACGAAAAAUCAGACAUUAUCUGUCCCUCGGUGAGCGGCGAGGCGCCUAUGGGCGUGCCUCUCCACUACGCGUUCAGAUGCACAGAGCCCUGCCGAGAGGCGCUCCGAGGUGUUGUCGGAGCGAGCGUGGAAGUGGUCGUGUCUCCGUCAUCCUAUCAGCCGCUCCUGCCGUCUAGCGCCGACUCGCCUUCCCCGCUGCCGCCGUCCUCUCCUUCCGCGGCUUCGUCUUCUGUUUCUUUUUCUGCUCCUGAACCACGCUUGGCGCUGUUGGCCGCUUGGGACUGCUUGCCGGAGACGACGCUUUCCGAUGACGAGGACGACGACAAACAUCCCGCGCUGACCCCUGCUCAGGAGGCCGGUGUCUCUCCUUCUCUUUCUCCUCCUUCUUCCGCGUCCUCUCCUUCCUCUUCUUCCUCUUUUUCGUCGUCUUCUUCUUCUUCCCCUUCGUCCUCUUCUUCUUCUCUGCGAAGGCGAAAGGAGGCGGAAGGGCCAGGAGACGAAAAUCAGGCAAAAGACGCGCGCACCCACAGUAACGUCGGCGGCGACAGGGGGGGCAACGUUGAUCGCGCAAAUCGCCGAAACGCAUGCAAGCGCCUCGAGUCUGUCGGAGGAGCCGCUGGAGUUACUUACUUCACGGCACCGUUAGGGGACGUGUCGAAGACUCCAGCUGUUCACACGUUGCACAUUUUCGUCCUUUCUUCGAGUCAGGCGACUCGGAAGUUUCGUCUCACUCUGGAUGUGCCGCGCAGUGUCACCGAGGUGGCCCUGGACCGGCCUUUGUUUGUCGUUUUGCCUGCAAAUUCUCUCCGCUUCUUCAAAGUGUUUCUCCCCGAAGUCACCAUCGACCCUCAGAACUCGUGUCUCCAAAACGCCGUGGGCUCGACUGUUGAACACCUCCCGGUCGAAAUCAUCGCUGAAUCGGUCGCCGGCGGCGUCCCGGCACUCGCCGUCGCCAACGAGGAGCUAGAACCUAGGCCAGACCCUGCCAAGACAAAGCGGGAGCAGGUGUUCGCGUGGCGCAGCACCAGUCAAGAAUCCGAGGCGGGCGUUCGCUACGCCCUCGUCUACCUGGGAUCCGACGCUCUGCGGCGGAAGAAGCCGUUCGGGACGUUUGUCAUCGGCCUGCGCACUUCGACGUUCGCCCUCGUGUCCCUUUCUGUCUCCUCGCUCGCGGCUGCGACGGGCAUGCGGCACUGGGCGGAGCUCCCCUCUGUCGGCGUGGGCGUGAACCUCACCUUUAUCCCCUUUUCGCACUACUGCAAAGACGAAUUCAUCGUCUUCCGGACAGGCAGCAACGUCGGCAGGGAAACAGCCCCGGGGAUCACAGACGCCAGCCACAGCGAGGAAGCGAAGGCAGACGCAGGGACGGGCGAGGCGCAAACUUCCGUAGGCGGCGAGACGCACGAGUCUCUGAUUCUGUUUGUGCACAAACAAAAGGGUGACAUGCCCAGCGAAUUCUGCGUCGUCCCCUGCGGGCCAGCCGAGGGGCUCUUCCGCGUCUGCCCGAAGCUGCCUCUGGAAAAAGAUGCCCCGUGUCCUUCGCCGUUUAUAAGCCGACCUACGCCAGGUUCCCAAAUGCUGCGCCUCGCCAUUCCUGCCGAGGCGCUCGAACCCCGAACGACUUACGUCGUCCGCAUUCGUCUCGCGUCGUGGCAAGAAACCUCAGUCGUGAUGGGUCUCUGGCGCCCGACGCCUCGCGACUAUCGCGUGCAGACCGUGCGCGUGAUGAGCGGCGUGCCAUUCAAAGGCCACCUCUUCAACGACAACGCGACUGCAGCGACGCUGGAACUUCUCUUCAAUGUCGACCCAAACGCGCUGCCUCGCCUCUCCAAACCCGACAGCGGGUAUAUGUUCCGCCUGAGUUUGUCGGGAACUGCUCCGGGGUUUGUCGUCUCUCUUUCGCUUCCCGGAGGGCGCCGGGCGAAGGGAAAGAGCCGGUCCGUCUCCGUCCCUGAAGCCGAGACGAAGAGCAGAGUCGACUUUUCUGAGCGCUUUUCCGCCGCCGCAGUCUUCGAAGACAAAGAGGGCGUGGGCGACUGGAGCGUGCGCAUCCACAGCCUGGCCACCGUCCCCGUCGUUGUCGACGUGACUGUCUCCUUUGGCCCCGAAAGCGGAGAGACAGAACAGGCUCUUCUCGCCAAGCGCGCUUCCGGAGCAGGGUUCCUCGAAGUCACGACACAUCUCAUGGAUGGAGCAGUUUAUGUCGGGCACAUCCAACCAGAUGCAAAGCGAGGAAGCGGAAAGCAAUUCUUCUCCUUUCCCGUAGACUACAAACUCAUCGCAGCACAUGCAGUCGACGCACGCCCGCACAUGCGUUGCAUCGCCUCCUCCUUCGAUGACGAAGGCCGGCGCGUGCGGCUGUUUGCCAACGUUUUGACGAAGGAAAACGCGGAGUCGUACCGCCCGCCAGACCCCGACAUUCCAGGCACGGUUCUCUGGCCUCGGCAGCACGCUGGGAAAUUCCCCGACAUUCAAGUUAUCGAAGUCCCCCUCGACGACCCGCAGUCGUUGACUCCAGGCACUGCCUCUGCAUAUGUAGUGGUGGUCCAACCAAGUCCUUCUUCCACUUCUUCUUCUUCCUCUUCUUCUUCCGCUUCUUCUUCCUUUUCCUCUUCUUCCUCUUCCUCUUCCCCUUCUUCUUCCUCUUCUUCUUCCUCUUCCUCUUCUUCUUCCCCUUCUUCUUCCCCUUCUUCUUCCUCUUCCUCUUCUUCCUCGGCCCACCUUCCUGUUGGCUCUGCCGCUGGGGAGGCAAAAGACUCGAACGAGGAGAGUGAGGAUGGCAUUCCCUUCACCAUCGUCUGCAGUGGAAACGGCGAGGUGUUUCCACUACCUCUCGACGUUCCCGUGCGCCGUUCCAUUGCCGCCGACGCUUUUCAUUUCUACUCUUUUGCAACGCCUGUCUACAACAAGGACGUCGUGAUUGCGCUUACAACUGGAGCUGUGGGAGAUGCCGACCUCUUUGUGUCUCCUCACCGCGCGGUCUCUUCCGCUCCUCACGGGUACACCUGGUCGUCCACGGAACUUGGCACAGACUGGGUGUUGCUGGCGGCCGAGUCGAAGGAUUUCCAAGCGGCCUGCAACGCGACAGUCGUCGCCCAGACCGGGUUCUGCACGUUUUUCAUCCUCGUCAAGGCUCAGGAAGACGCGCAGUACACGCUGGAAGUGCGCCAAGAGACGGGUGGCGUCGACGCGAUCAUCCCUGCUCUCCCCGUGCGCGGCUUCGUCAAGAAAGGCCACACAAAAAUGUUCUCCUACAUCGACGUGAACCCCGAGGAGGAUCUCAAAAUCGCAGUGACGAGCGACCGGGACGUGUCGCUGUACGCCGCACUCGGGAACGGGACGCUCGUCUCGGACUUGACUCCGCUGCACUUGGGGAGCGCGCACUGGUGGGCGGACGGCGUGCGGCGAUCGAUCGAGAUCAAGGGCGCAGAUCUCCGCCGGCGGCAGGCUGUCCUCGGCUGUUCCUUCUCGAAGGAUUCAAAGGCAAAUUCUUCGCGGUCGCUGCGGAAACAGUGCGUGCUCCGCGUGGACGUCUCUGCCCACCAGGACCAGCCUUUUGCGCUCACGCUUCUCCGGUCUCCGACGAACUCGAUCGUGUCCAACCUGAUCGUCGACGCGACGCCGAAUCUCGGCUUCCUCUGGCUAAACAGCGACGUAAAGUACGAACUAUGGAUCGACGAGUUCAUUCUCGAUCGAGACCUCGACGCUGCCCUUCACCUGCAAGUUGCCUCGUUCGACUGCCGAGCAACCCUCACGGUCCGGUGGCCGGACGGAUACCGCCGAGCCUUUCCGUGGCCGCAGAGCCAGCAACUCGUCAUUGGCCGAGACAUCCAUCCGUGGACCGAAGGGCCUUUCUUCUUCAUGCUCCACGACCCGAGCAUCCAGAAGGGAAGUUGCAUAUACGUCUUCAACGCCCACGUGUCGACGACGCUCCACGAGAGGCACCAAGUGGUUCCUCUCGACUUCAACGUGCCUCUGCACGCGUCGGUGACGAGUCACAGGCCGAGCUUCUUCGUUUGGACUGCGCCGUAUUCUGGGCGGUCCGACGACGACCUUUUCCUCCUCAAAGUCACGCCCUUUGUCCACAUGGUCGACGUCUUUGUCCAGCCCCUCCACAGGGCUCUAGGUUUCCCCAAACGCCCAGACCCCGGCGAAUCGCUGCCGCCGUCCGUCAAACAACUCGUCCAGGAGUCGCCCGAGUCCCCCACGCUCGUCCUGCGAAUCGGAAGCGCGUGGCGCCACGCUGAGGACGUCGACUGGAUUCCUGCGUGCGAACCGGAUGACCUGGCGACAAGCCGUCUGGAGGACGACCAACUCGGGACCGACACGGAGGACGUUUUUCAUCCUCUCGAUUCUUGUCAGAUUCUCAUCAGCGUGUACGACCGCCGGCGCGCCACAGAUCUCUCGGAGUCGCGCGAAGUCGAUUUCAGCAUUCAGGUAACUUCACGGUCCACCGAUGCCUUCGACGUCUACUCCUUCGGGGAGACGCGCCAGUUCGUCCCGGAAGAAUUCAUUGGCGAGAACAGCACAAAGGCGCUCCUGCUGUACCAAGACAACCCGAGUGCAGAUGUCCACCUGCAUGUUCGGUGCGAAGAUCCGUUCUUGAUCUCCAAAAUGACGGCGGCCUUGUUCCACAACUUGACACGAUUGAACCAGGAGCUACAGCACCCCGAUGGGUGUCGCGGGGACGACGCCGGGAAGUUCUGCUGGAUUGGCGAGCCUACGAAAGACUGGCAAAGUGGAUCGACCGCGGACAUCCUCAUAAAAGCCGAUGAGAAACUCGUCGAGAACAAGAACUUUUUAUACGUCCUUCUUUUUCUCAACGAAACGUAUUCCUCGACUUUCCAACCCGUUGUCGAGUUCUCCGCCACACAGGAGGGCUUGUAUGUGCCUCUGAAGAACAACAUUGACUCGGGAAUCUACUCUGUGACAGCUGAAAAACCCGUCUUCUUCUCCUUCGAAGUCACGGAGCCGAGCGGCCAGGUGAUUUUCACUUUGGACCCGGACCGCGACUCACCAAAGACGGACGGCGACCUGCGCAGUUCGUACAGCGAACGCAUUCAGAAGCCCCUGCAGGCGACGUCGAUGUUUGUGAAGACGUGCAACACAGAGACGUUUGUGCGCACCAUGUGGAGUCCCUCCCUUCGGCCUUCCAACCUCCUUAACUCGCAUCAGGGUUACGUGAACGAACGCGACCAACUCGUGGCGAUUGUCGACAACAACUGGCAAUUGUUUGAAGCCCAGCUUUGUUUCUACCGUCUCGGAAUCUAUACCACGUCGUCGGAGCCCUUGUACUUCCGUAUGACAGCCACAAUCAUUCACCAGUCCUUGCCCAUGGCUGUGCCCAUCGGGUCUGCUGUCUUGGGCCAUGUCUCGAAAAUGCCCCACGCGAACCGGCGCACUGUCCUCGUUCAGACCAUGGCUGUCGAAGACAAAUUCACUUUCCGACUCUGGAAACCGCCCGAAUUCAAUGGGAAACUCGUCACGACGUUCGAGGUGUGCAGCGGAACCGCAGCCCUCAGGUGGAAUGACCGGCUAAGCAAGAUCGUCUCCGGCAGCGUGGUCCCAGGAAUUUUCCUGGGGUCCAUGAAGCGCGUUUCGAGACGAACAGAUAGCUCAUCUCUCCAGCAGCAAGGUCGGAUGUAUCGGGUUGUUGAGGCGCAAAGCGCAAAUUUCCUUGGCGUCUCAUGCGAGUUUCCAGAAGGCACGGCCAGCGAAAGCUACAUCCGUCAGAAGAAUGCGACCUUCAGCAUUCUGAUGACCAAGCUGGAAAGCACGCCGUGUUUCAGUGCAGAAUCUGACGACGUGGACGCAGCAAUUGCGCCGGUGCCUUGGUACGAGCACCUUCGCCAUCCGUUCAGCGGAAGCAAAUGGAAUCUGAAUGUUCGGUGGAAACCUUUGAUGACCUUCCCCGCAAUCAAGGCUCUCUCGCAAGACGGGCACUGGACCUGUUCAAAGACGGCUCUUGGGGAGUGGGGAAACCAAGUUCCGGACAACCAGGUACAGUACGAGGUGUUUGUUGCGCUUGCCAAUGCAACUCGGGCGAACUGGUUGGCCAGUUGUGGGCUCUACAUGGACGCGGAAUACUACAAAACGACGUCAAAGUAUCUCGUCACGGCCGGACAGACGAGCUUCAGUCUACCCUUGCAAUACCAAGGAUCCCAAGUGUACAAACACCCGAAGAUGCGAGCUUAUCAAAACGUGCGCGUGGCUGUGGUUUGGUGCUUUUAUAGGGUGGGGGUGCUGGCGAAACAUAUCCCUCAAGCAUUCGAUCAGGGGAUGCAGCCUUACACGUAUCGCUUCGUGGAGGUCGAGCUGGCGCAUACAGAAGAGCUGCUCGGUCUGGGAUCGACUUAUCUGUUGAUUGUCGUAGUCGCUUGUCUCGUCUUCGCCUGCCGACGGCAUAUGUUCGCAUGCGCAAAAGGCAUAUGGAAAACGCUACUCUUUGUGACGUCUUCGGGAUCCCGCCAGCAAGGACGGAGCCGUACCACAGGUCCGCACAGUAUUGAAAUGUUUCCGGUUUCUCACGGAUACACGCCCCCUCCCGCCACACUUGGGUGCAGAACGGUGAAAGAGGACUACGAAGACCAAGGGUGUUCUGAAGGUCCAGUGACUAGGACGGCCGACGAAUAUCCUUUGUCACCUUUACCACAGUCCGUGGAACCGUGGUUAGGACGGGAGGGACACUAG